This is a messenger RNA of Canariomyces notabilis, 1401 nucleotides long. RefSeq lists its product as uncharacterized. Lineage: Eukaryota; Fungi; Ascomycota; Sordariomycetes; Sordariales; Chaetomiaceae. The transcript has 3 exons. The record is from RefSeq and is a predicted model, not a curated record. The coding region runs from base 1 to 1401 and encodes 466 amino acids.
AUGUCCAGCAAGCACAGUAGUAACGUUCGGGUCAGCUUGGGCUGUGUAGGCAGUCCGUCCUUUGACCCGGCCAAAUCGCUACAUGACCAAGAGACGCACGCCCGCGCAGUCUGUCUCUUGGAGGACGACAACCGGUUUGACGAGGCGAUUCGGACCUGGUUUCGGAUUCCCGAGGGAAAGGACGGGGAUGGGGAUGGCUAUGUAUAUCGUGCCGUGGCCGAGGUCACGCUGGGGUUUGUACAAAAAGUCAUCGAGAACGACAUGAACACGCGCAGGACCGAGUUGUUGGCUGAGGGAGAGGGCGGGUGUACGUCGAGGUGGUACAAAGCGCCGGAGGGAGAGCACACCCCAUCGCCCACGGCCCCCGACGUAACAUCCUACAUCAACAUCUUCCUCCCCACAACCAACACCUCCUCGGCCCUCAAGACUUUCCAGGCCAACGCCCGCAAAUCCUCGGUCCGCCAGCACGUCGCCACGCACCUAGUCGCGAAACGCUUCUUUUUACCAUCACAUCCCCUCACCAAAGACCUAUCAAACAUCCCACGGUGCAAGCAAUCGCCGGUGUUGAACCCGGCUCUGGAUUUUUGGGCAUGGUCGUGUCAGCUACUGGGGUGGUGCGGACCGCUGGGCGAAGAAGAGGACCAGUCGACACUGCCCGGAGCGGAUGACCGUGACAAACGGGAUGAAGCAAUCGAUUUGAGCCCGGGUCAGGCGACAAGAAGGUGGCAGAUGUGGAAAGGCAGCCACCCCAUUCUGCCCGUGAUGAUGCACCAUUUCGGCUGCGCAGUGCCCUCACACGAGGGGUUGAUGAUUGUCAAGAUUCUGGCAGAAGGCGGUAGCGGUGGCGGUGCGGGUGGUGGGAAGAACAAGACGAAAGGGGAGGAAGCGGCUAAGACGCAGAGGCCCAACAAGAACAAGAAACGGAAAGUGGUAGACAUGGGCAGCGGGAACGGCUACUGGACCAUGAUGCUGCGCGGGUACGGGGUGGAGGUGGACGCCGUGGAUAACGGCAUGAGUAAAUGGCGAACCACCUGGAUCCCCGAUACGCUCAUCCAAACAGGCACCGGCUACCUCGCCAGCCACCCCGAUCACGAUAGCCUUAUCCUGCUGCUGGUCUACCCCGUCGUGGGCGGCAAUUUGACGGGCACUGCCGAGGGCUCCUUCACGCGUGACCUGGUCGCGGCCUACAAGGGAGACACGCUGGUCGUGGUGGGCACCCAAAACCACAACGGGUAUACCGGCUUUCCAGACAUGACUAUGGACGAGUUCAUGGAGCGGGAGCAUAGUGGCGAAUGGGUCAGGACAGUCCAAGUUGCGAUGCCGAGCUUUGCGGGCAAGGAUGAAGCCUUGUUUGUUUUCCAACGAGUUCCGGCUCUUGGGGAUGAUGGGUCUUUGAGAUAA